This is a messenger RNA of Drosophila grimshawi, 1603 nucleotides long. RefSeq lists its product as uncharacterized. The coding region runs from base 447 to 1427 and encodes 326 amino acids. NCBI's taxonomy places the organism in Eukaryota, Metazoa, Arthropoda, Insecta, Diptera, Drosophilidae. The record is from RefSeq and is a predicted model, not a curated record. The transcript has a single exon.
GAAAGUGGGCGUCAGAGCAAAUCUAUCAUUAGGCGUCGAGCGUUGAGGAAUAAUAAUAAUAAAAAAUAAAAACAAUACACAGCAGAAAUAAUUACAAAGACUUGCUAAUUACGACAAUGAGCAAUGAAAAUUGACUGCCUGGCUGGCAAUUGCACUAAAUCUGCAACGAAGCUAAAAGAGUUGGAGAACUGCUAACAGCGACUAACAUGCAUAUUACGCUCUGAAUAGCCAACAUUGAGGCAGCCGAGAAAAAGCAAAACUGGAUGCAACGGCUGCCUGGCUAAUUGUGGCAAACAUUCAAGUGUAUAAAUUUGUGCAACACAUUGGCGCACAAGAUCAGUUGGCCAAGUGAGUUAGCCAGAAGAACAGUCGCAGCAGCAAAGGAAACUAUCACAACUGGGGGACAGCUAAAGUCCAACAUUAAGGAUAUACACAUAAAGUUAGCAAUGGAUACGCGAUUGGGUCUCAUUGCAGCGGUGCUGCUGGCCGCGCUCUUCGCUCACCAUCGACCCAUCUCUGCCCUGGAACUCAAAAGCAAUGGCACCGGUGGCAGUGGGGAGAGUGGCCUCCUCCGCACUGUGCGUCACGUUUAUGGACAGUGUGUGGAUAGUGAGGAUAUUUUUUGGUGCUGCAAACUGCACGGCGCACGCCUCCUGGGCAGAGCUCUUAAGGUCCAGCAGCUCAGCAUUGUGGAUGGCGUUAAUCUGGUGAGGCGCACGGGCAGCAGCAGUGGCGAGGAUACGCGCACAGGACGUGCCAGCAUUGCCGAGAAUCAGCUCAACAAUCGCGAUCUCGAGCAUAUGUCGAGUAAAAGUUUGGAUGCCUUGCUGCUGGAGAGAUUUCUCAACUUUAUGCACAGCCAUCAGCUGCAGGUGAAUCUGCCACGUUUGCUGCGCUUUGGCGAGAGGAACAGUCAGGAUUGGUUGCAGUGGAUGAUGAGCUACUUUAUGGGUGGCGAGUCGACAGCAGCUGGAGAGGGUCGCGAUAAGAAGAAGGACGAUAAAAAGUAUUUGGGUCCAUUUAUUGCCGCUGUGCUCCUGAAGACUGCCAUACUUAAGAUGGCCUAUCAUUCGAUUGCCAUUGUCGCUGGCAAGGCGCUGAUUGUGGGCAAAAUAGCGUUGAUCAUCAGCGCCAUCAUUGGAUUGAAGAAGCUCGUCAGUCACGAUGGCGGCGAGAAGACAACCUAUGAGAUUGUCAAGCAUCCGCAGGUGCAGCAGAGUCACACCUAUUCGUCGAGCCAUCAGGGCGAGUACGAUAGCGGUGGCCAUGACGGUGGAUCCUAUCAUCGGAGCAUUGAUGACGAAAUGAUGAUGCAGGAUAAGGCUUAUCACGCCUGGUUGCCACAUGCUGCUGCCGGCCCUGGGGCUGGAUCAGCUGGGGCAGGAGUUGGCGCAGGCGCCGCUGCUGGCGUCAAGGUAACUCGAUAAAGCUCUCCGCUGCUUGGCUGCUGACCCAAAAAACCAAAGAUCAAGAAAAAUUGUUCGCCUAGUUUCAAUUUGUCGGCAAUUGUAUUUACACUUGUUUGACUUUCAAAUCUUAGAUCUAAGUUAAGUUACAAAUAGUUAAUUUUAUAUAUUGUUUACCACAGAAAUACAUAAAGCUA